GAUUUUGACAGUUAGUGCUUUAUUGCUUCCAAAAUUUUGCAAUUCCUUGCAAUAAAUAUUUUGUAUUUAAUAGGUAUUUAUGUCAGAAUAAUAGAAUAAACGAUAAAUGUUUCAUUAAGAAGCGGUCGUGUAUAAUCAAACACUAAGUUAAAGUGACACAAACAGGAGUUCGGCAAAUAGAUGAUCUACAAUACAAAACUAUGGACGCAAGCAUCUUAUAACUUGAUUUCAAACUUGUUUAAGUUGAAUUUAUAAGUCGUCUUCAUGUUGAUUCUAUGCCACAACUAUUUUCGCGUUACCCAAAAUAACAAGAAUGAUAACGACGACAUCCAGCAUUUCAGUAAAAAGAAGUUUGUGUUCGGAUUGUUCAUCCUUUUGUUGGUUGAUGUAUUGUGGGUGGUGUCGUCCGAGCUGACAAAGUACAUCUAUGCAGAGGAAAAAAUAGAUAGGCCGUUCCUGGUGUCCUACAUACGCAGCUCUUUGUUAUUUGUUUACCUUGUGGGGUUGUGUUUCUCGCCGCCCACCCGAGACCCCUGUAGACCUGCAGAUUACACACAAUUGUUAGAACCCAAUGCUGAGGCAGAUGAGGAUAACUUUUUUACUGAAUCGAACAAUAGUUUGGGAGACUCAACAUUUGUGCCUGUCCGUGCCGGAGAGACAACAGACAGUGAUGAUGCAACUCCUCGCGCAGUGCGCUUCAACAAAGUGGCUGAGGUACGGGUGAUGUCCGCGGCGAUGGCGGGCGAGGCGUUGCUGGCGCGCCUGUCCUGGGCCGCGUCGCUCCGCGCCAGCGAGUUCGCGCAGCGCCGCGCCGCCGCCGCAGCCACGCGCCGCCACCUGCGCAUGGCGCUCGUGUUCACAGUGCCGUGGUUCAUCUCCAACUACCUGUACCGGCUGAGCCUGCGCAGCGCGCGCACGGGCUCGGCGACGCUCCUGGUGUCGGCGGCGGGCGCGCUAGCCCUCGCGCUGGGCGCGCUGUUCCGGCCCGCGCCUGCCGACCGCUUCACGCUGUCCAGGCUGGUCGGCGUGCUGCUCACGGCAGCCGGGCUGGUGGUGGUCGGAGUGUGGGAGCAGGCGGACUGGGCGGGUGUGCUGGCGGCUCUGGGCGCCGCGCUGACUUACGCGGUACACCUGUUGUUGUUCCGGCUUGAGAUGCGCAAGGGAGACGGCAUCAACUCGCCGCUGCUAGUCGGACUGGUGGGUUGUGCUUGCGGCCUGGGCGGCUGGGCAUUAGGAGGCGCCCUGGCGGCCAGCGGCGCCGAGCGGCUAGCGCUGCCCGCCGCGCCCGCCCUGUCCUGGCUGCUGCUCGACGCGCUGCUCGGCCCGCUCCUGCUCGAGUCGCUGUGGCUGUGGGGCCGAUCGCUGACGUCGUCGCACUGGGCGACGAUGGCGCUGUCGCUGACGCUGCCGCUGGGCGCGGGCUGGGACGCGCUGUGGGCGGGCGGCGCGUGGCGGCCCGCCGCCGGGCUGCUGGCCGGCGUCGGCUGGCUGCUGGCCGUCGCCGACCCUGCUGCCGAUCCGGCCGGCGUGUGGCUGAGGUCACGGCUGAGGACUGAUGGUUUCGAGGUGAUAAGAAACAUCCCAGACCUGGACGAGCAGUCGGAGGCGCUGAUGACCGCCGACGAGCCGACGUAGCGAGCCUCGUAUACGGUUUGUGUGGACACUUCUUGUUAUGCCUAGCGUGUCUGAGCAUCGGACACGCUAUACACCUCAUUUGCAUCGCUGGUAGCCUGGUAUUUUUGUAACGUUUUUUUUAUUGCAAUUCAAAUGGUUGCUUUUUCGACAAAGUUCAGAUAUCCUAGUGUUAGUCCUAAGUUAAUGAAACUUGCAAAUCAUUAUAUUAAAAUAGUCAAUUAUUGACUAAUAUAAGUACGGCAAAAGUAAGUUGUCAUAUCACAAAUAUCCACAAAUUAUAAUGUUUAGCCAAUGACUUGUCUACGACUGGAAUUAUAAUUAUUUCACACGCUUCAUUUUAAUAAAAAAAAAGCGAACUGUAACAAUGACGCUUAAAGGGAACUGUGAGACAGCCAGUGCUAACAACACGGCCACGCAGCGAGUAGUGUGUCGUCUGACUACCACUAUGAAUAUAAAUAUAUACCACUAUUCGCAACAUAGCAUUUAUACAUAGAGUUAGACGUUUUAAAUGCAUGUUAACCAUAGCUAAACAUUCCAGAUACUUGUUGUUAUUUAUUUUAUUACUUUAGUUAGAUGUACCACUACAAGUUUAAACAAUAGUGACCGAGUGAAAUCAUAUGUAUAGUUGACUUAAGUAUAUUUAACGUAAGAAGGUUUUAUAGUGUACGGUAUUAUUAUUUAAUCUUUUUGUAUCAUGUGUGUACUUUUAUGUUAGCACCAAUAUGUGUGUAUCAUUGCUUGAACCUUGAAUUCUAUUCUUGAUUUGGUUUUCGAUAAAGAUAAUGUAAAUAAUAUGUUUAUAGUUUGUGCACGUGACGUUAUAAAUUGUGAUACCAUAAUGGACUUAAGCUGAACUUCCUUCACGAGUGACAAUAUUCUCUUAUAUUAUCUCUGUGCCUUUAUUUGUAUUUAAUCUAGGCUGGUUUCUAGGGCAGCCAACAAGCAAGAAAUUAUCUAAUUUGAUCUGGGAUCUCAAUAAUUUUAAUCAUCAUGUAAUUUUAACACGCGACUUAAAUUACAUAACUUUUGUAUUGAAUUACUUUGGGUAUUAUACUGAUGAAUAAAUCACCUAAUGAUGAGAUAAAAAGAUAAUUAGGUAUAUUUUUAUUAUUCAAUAGUCCCCAGAGCCCAGCUUUCAGUUCUUUUAAUUAAAGAAACUGUUGGUUAUAAUUUAAUAAUUCAUAAUACAUUCGGUUAUAAGACAGCCAGUGCUGCUGUGUAUUUAAAUUUAGGAAAUAUGGAUCGACUGACUAUUAUCGUCACUAAAACCUUGUUAAACACUAUCUAAAAGUAAGCUGUAACACUUGUGUACACUUGUGGUUAGUCAGCGCAAAUCCCAAUUCUCCAAAUGAAAUAAAUUUCCGGCCUAUUCAUAUUUCCUAAAGUAAAUAAGGUUCAAAUUUGGGUCUUUUUUUAUUGUGUUGUAAUGCUACAUUUUUGUAAAUUUUGCCUACAAAUUUAGCAUUAUGACAUUCCGUCGCGCAAUAUUUUAAUGGGAUUUUAAUUACUUUAAUAUAAUUAACGAUUCAUUUGACGCUUUUAAACGAAACGCUUUUGUUGUUUUGUCGUUUGUUUUUGUAAUGGAAUUGAGUGAAUUUCAUUUAUAAUCUGUAGUGUGUAACCAAGCACAGGGGGGUUUAUGACGCUUGUGUACUUACAUUGAAGAAUUUUAUACAUAAAAAAACAUUGUAAUGUUAAUAAUUUGAAGAUUGUAAUGACCACCAUACGUCGUAUCUAGAGUCAGCGAACUAAUCUCUACAAUUAAAUACUCACCUGUACUAGGUGAUUUAUAUUAUAUAAUAUUUUUUUAUACCGUAAACGGGCAUUUGUAUUUAAACUUGUACCCCCAACGUUUGUGUUAGAAUUGGAAAUUUUCUUUUUAUUUGUACUUAGAAUCACAACUUCCAUCCUUACCGAGAAAAAAUGUUUUUGUUAAUUCUGUCACGUAUUCAAUACCACCUUCUAUGACCAUAUAACAAGUUGGACAAAUAAAAAAAUUAUGAAAUUC
Molecule: messenger RNA, 3643 nt
Organism: Cydia strobilella
Lineage: Eukaryota; Metazoa; Arthropoda; Insecta; Lepidoptera; Tortricidae
Product: solute carrier family 35 member F5
Exons: 10
Coding region: 265-1635 (456 amino acids)
Cellular component (GO): membrane
Source: RefSeq, a predicted model, not a curated record